This is a messenger RNA of Zootoca vivipara (common lizard), 1974 nucleotides long. RefSeq names its product interferon-induced protein with tetratricopeptide repeats 5-like. Gene Ontology annotation, biological process: defense response to virus. The record is from RefSeq and is a predicted model, not a curated record. Gene Ontology annotation, molecular function: protein binding. Gene Ontology annotation, cellular component: cytosol. Lineage: Eukaryota; Metazoa; Chordata; Lepidosauria; Squamata; Lacertidae.
CUUAUGGCCCCCCCGUUUAAACCGUGAUUUAUUCAUUUCCGCGAGUGGCCGGCUUAAAUGUUGCGCUUGGAGGCUUUCCGAGCAGCCAAGCAACAUUCCUCUCCAGAAGCAAGAAACGAAUCUCUUUUGAGGUUCGGUUUCUAUUCUGCCGGAGUGGACUCACUGCGUUGCUAUAUAAAUUGAGAGAGCGAGGCAAAGGUUUGCUGACAGAGGUAGCUUCCUGCAGACUGCUGGACCACUGGCGAGGGAAAGUUUGCUUCCUGCGAAAUUCAACCUCCUCUCCGGGAAAGGAAAAAUGAGCCGACCCCUGAGGUCAAAGCUGGAGAGCUUGCAGUGCCAUUUCACCUGGGAUUUCGAGAUCAAGGACAAGGUGGAUGCAGUGCACAUCCUACAGGUUCUGGCCCCAAAGGCCCAGCACACCCCACACCGCAAUCGAGGCGCCUACCUUGCCAUGAGGGCCUACCUCCAGCACCUGCAGGGGAACUACGAGGAGGCCCUGGGCAGCCUCCGAGAAGCAGAGGGGGCUCUGAAGCAGGACCACCCUGCCAACUUCUCCCGCCAGGCCCUGGUGACCUACGGCAGCUACGCCUGGGUCUACUACCGCUUGGUCAAUUAUGACAUGGUGGACCUCUACCUGGGACGCAUCCAUGACAUCUGCCGGUCCUUGGCCAGCCCAGAGGCUUAUUCUGCGAUGAUCCCCGAAAUCCAGGCUCAGAAAGGCUGGUCCCUCCUGGCCGGGGGCUUCCGGAACGGGGAUGAGGCCGCAGAAUGUUUUCGGAAGGCGCUGGAGGUGGAAGAGUCCAAUGAGGAGUACCAGGCUGGACUGGCCGUCUCCGUUUUUGCCUCCUGGACUCAUUCCUCUAAUGCUGAACAACGGGAAGAAGCCCAGAAGUUGCUGGAAGAAGUCGUUGCUCGCCAGCCACAGAACUAUGAAGCCAAAGCUUAUUUGGCUCGGGCACUUAAUGUUGUGGACACGGAAAGAGCGCUCUGCCUUGCGGACAAUGUUGCCCGGGAGAGCGUGAACCCCGAAGUCCUCCGAUACAUCUCCAAGCUGUACAAGCCACAAUCCCUUCCCCUUGCCAUUUCCAUUCUGAAGAAGGCCAUCACCCUAGAUCCCGGCUACCAUCUCCCACACCACAACCUUGGCCUGUGCUACCUGAAGCAGUUGGGGAGACGUCCAGGCGAUGUCAGAGAAGAAGCCGUCGAGGCUGCCAUCGAGAGCUUCAAGCGCUCUCUGGAGAAGGAUCCUUUUUCCAUCUUCCCCCGGCUGGAGCUGGCGAAGGUUUACGGCGAGAGGUCGCCGGCUUACGAGGAAGAGAUCUACGUGAACCUGAUGGAGGAGCUCCCGGGAGCCAGCAAGAGAUGCCAGCAGUCGAUCUACAUACACUGGGGGGAUUUCCUCCUCCACAAGAAGGGGAUGAAGAGUCAGGCCCUAGAGAUGUACCAGGCGGCUGCCAGGAUCCCCGGAGACCAUGCAUCUGACAGGAAGCAGCUGGAAAUUUGCCUGAAGAAGCUGGCGAGUAUGUUCAGGGAAGACGGAGAAAUGGACCAAGCAAGAGCGGUCUACAGCUUCCUUAAAGAAACGGGGCUUCAACAGGGCGGAUGGUGGCAAAGGGGUUUCUGGCAAAAGAAUAGACAGCAGUGAAAGACCUUCAUACACACACAUUUGCAAAGAGGCAGGGAGUUGUGGCUCUUUCCUUCCAGUUUUGGCUCUUCCUGCAGCCUCAGAGCCCCUGGAUAAUAAUAAUAAUAAUAAUAAUAAUAAUAAUAAUAAUAAUAAUAAUAAUAAAAUUUAUUAUUUAUACCCCGCCCAUCUGGCUGGGUUCCCCCAGCCACUCUGGGCAGCUUCCAACAAAACAUUAAAAUACAGAAAUCCACCAAACAUUAAAAGCCUCCCUAAACAGGGCUGCCUUAAGAUGCCUUCUAAAGGUCUGGUAAUUGUUGUUCUCUUUGACCUCUGGUGGGAGGGCGUUC